Messenger RNA from Bactrocera oleae (olive fruit fly), 1432 nucleotides. The record is from RefSeq and is a predicted model, not a curated record. Lineage: Eukaryota; Metazoa; Arthropoda; Insecta; Diptera; Tephritidae.
AGAUUCAAAUGAAUCGUACAGAGGUGAAGGCCGAAUUGCAGCCGAUACCAAUUACAAAUGCUGGUUGCGUGCAUUUUGUUGGUAACUUAAAGCGACAUCAUGUGAUUAAUGCGCAAGACUAGUCCACAAGCCGUUAAACUAACAGUUAGUUCAUUGAAGCAAACGAGGACGGUACAUAUUAGACAAGUGCUCUAGUGUGAAGAAGUAAUACAAAUAUUUCUAUUAAUAUGAUCAUAUUUCACAGUAGUACCAAAACUUUUUCGAGCUUUUUGUGUUCGGGUUUCAUUUGUUAUGUUAUUAUAUUUGGCAAGACCACUACACAGGCGCGGAUUCUACCUUUAUUAUGGAGCGUAUCAUCAGAGAAAGCGAAUGUUUUUAAUCUUGGCAAUGGAAGCAGAGGGAGUGUAAAACAGUUUGGUUAUAUACAAUCUAUACCUAAUGUAACUUUAUUCCUGCCAAGUAGAUUGCAGAAUAAUACUAAUCCGCAACAUCUCUUACUGCAUAACUCUGUUUUUGGCAGCGUAAGACUAAAUCUACAACAGGCGAUCAGUAAUAAUAAAUGGGUCAUUAAAAUUUAUGGUGAAGGCACCGAACAUAAAUUUCCGCCAUUUCUAGAGCGCAUCAUUCAACGUAUCCAAACAUACUUUUCAGUUUAUAAAUACACUGAUACUAGUGAAGUAGGAAGUUCCACAUUUUCUGUAGACAACAUAGCUGCAGACGAAGUGGUUACAAAAGAAACCCUUUCCUCUUUGGAUACUACAUCGGUUCAAGAUGGGAAUAGCAGUUUGACACAGUCUCUCAAUACCUUGAAGGGUGAAUCGACUCCGCAAGAAAAUAAUCCUGAUUUGAUAGAGUUUAUCGCAAUAGGCGAAUAUGAUGAUGAUUACAAAGUCAUGGCCAAAGACUGAAUAUUAGUGAUAUAUCUCCAAGUAUAUUAUAUCAUAAUUUAGAUUUAUAAUACAAAAAUAGAAGAGGAUAACUAGUAAGAAAAUAUUGUGUAAUAUUGUGUAAUAGAUUACUAUUUGUUCAAAUGCAAACCUCGUCUGUAUUUUGGUAAAAAUUGUCAACAAACGUUAUUUAGUAUGCUGUAUAUCCAUACCGUUGUGUGAGUUGGAUUCAAAUGAUAAUAACUAAAGUCAAUUACGUAUACUAGAUCGCAUGGGCUCAUUCGUAUCUCUAAUAAACUUGCAUAUAUGUAUGUAGUUGUACAAAUAAAUAAAUAGAUAUAUAAGUAUAUACUUACUUACCACGUUUGUAAGCAUGAAAGAUCGUGACUGAGAUCUACAGUUUUAAUUACUUAAAUUGCGCAAUAACAUAUAUAUAAGUAUAUAUAAUAUAUACAAUUAUAUAUGUAUUUGUAUGAUAAGUAUUACAUACCGUUAUAAAUAAAAAAAUAAUUUGAAUAAAUCGUUGUUAUAUGUGUCUUUUUAAA